AUGCCAAGUUCAACAAUCUCUGCGGCCUUGCUAGAGGGAAUUCUGCAGGGCUCAGUGCAACAUCUCCUCAUUGGCGCUCUCUCCCUCCCUGUCAUUUACGUUCUGGUGAACGAAUUAAUUCGCACAAAUGCUAGAAUUCCUCAUAUGAAUGGACCUCAAGGUCUUCCUUUGCUGGGUAACAUUUGGGAUAUCCGUAUCAAUGCUGCCGAAAAGUAUCGGCAAUGGGCUAAGCAGUACGGUGACGUCUACCAAAUCAUGCUUGGGAAUAUUCCUGUUGUCGUUGUCAACUCAGCUUCAGCUGCUAAGUCGGUGUUUGGUUCAAAUGCCCAGACAUUAAGUUCCAGGCCAGAGCUGUACACAUUUCAUAAGGUGCUGUCCGACACAGCUGGCACAACUAUUGGUACUUCCCCAUACAGCGACUCGUUGAAGCGGCGAAGAAAAGGCGCAGCCUCAGCACUCAAUCGACCUUCUGUGGCAACCUACGUUCCUCACCUUGAGGUGGAAAGUAGGGAUUUUAUUAAAGAACUUUUCGAGUAUGGCAACGCUGGACAGACACCAGUGGAUCCUAUGCCAAUGAUUCAGCGAUUUUCGCUUUCCCUCGCCCUGACCCUUAACUGGGGAACGCGACUAAAAACUCAGAAAGACGACCUAUUCGGAGAAAUUACCCACGUGGAAGAAGAGAUCAGCAAAUUCCGAUCUACCACUGGAAAUUUACAAGACUAUAUUCCUAUUCUGCGCCUGAAUCCCGUCAACUUUCACACAUCCAAGGCGCGUGAAAUGCGAGAUCGCCGCGAUAGGUACUUGACAGAUCUCAACAACGAUCUUGAUGAGCGCAUUGCAGCAGGAACUCAUCAGCCCUGUAUUCAAGCUAAUGUUAUUCUUGACAAGGAAGCAAAGCUGAGCAAGGAUGAGCUCACUUCAAUCAGCCUAACGAUGCUUUCAGGCGGUCUAGACACUGUCACCACGCAGGUCGCUUGGUUUGUUGCGCUACUCUCUCAGCAUCCCGAGAUCCAAGAUAAAGCCAUCGUAGAAAUUCGCAAGCAUUACGAUGCAGACCAGCCUAUGUGUGACGAGAAUGAUGACCACAAGUGUGCAUAUGUCGUUGCUCUUGUCAAAGAGGCUCUUCGGUAUUACACAGUUCUCCGUCUGGCUCUUCCUCGCGCUUCCGUGAAGGAUUUGCCAUACCAAGGCACUAUUAUCCCCAAGGGUACAAUGGUAUUUCUCAACGCGUGGGCUUGCAACAUGGAUGAGAAAAUUUGGACUGAUCCUGAAGUCUUUCGUCCUGAAAGAUGGUUUGAGCAACCCGAUGCACCAUUGUUCACAUAUGGUGUCGGCUAUCGUAUGUGUGCUGGCUCUCUCUUAGCCAAUCGCGAGCUUUACCUCGUCUUCAUACGCUUGCUCAAUAGCUUCCAUAUCAAGAAGCAUGACGAUGUGGACUGUCAUCCUGUCACUGGAAACGCAGACCCCAAGAGCCUGGUCGCUCUGCCUCCUCGCUUCAAAUCAUAUUUCGUACCCCGAAACCACACUGCUCUUUGUGCCGCCGUUGGGGAAACCUCCUAA
Messenger RNA from Trichoderma aggressivum f. europaeum, 1560 nucleotides. RefSeq lists its product as uncharacterized. The record is from RefSeq and is a predicted model, not a curated record. Lineage: Eukaryota; Fungi; Ascomycota; Sordariomycetes; Hypocreales; Hypocreaceae. Gene Ontology annotation, molecular function: heme binding; monooxygenase activity; iron ion binding. The transcript has 3 exons. Bases 1 to 1560 code for a protein of 519 amino acids.